AUGGAAUUUUCGUUUGAUUGGUUCAAACACGUAGCCUCAAUACUGAGCCUAUCAAAAAGCCCGGCUCAGCGUUUGCCCAUGGGUCUGCGUUUGUCCAUGGGGCUAAGACCAAACAACGAGACCGGUCUGAAAUUGGGCCCCGCUUCCCCGCAAACCCGCAAAAAAAAAAACUCUAAAAAACUGGAACCUUCCGCCAUGGCCGAUUUCCUCAACAAGGCCGGCGCCUGGAUCAUGGCCAAUCCGAAGACUAGCGUAGCCGUGGGCAGCGGCCUGACCGUGGUCGCGGCGCCCGUCGUGGUCAUGGCGCCCGUCGUCGGACCCAUCCUCGGCGCCGUCGGCUUUGGCAGCUCGGGAAUCAUCGCAGGCUCCUUCGCUGCGACCGCCCAAGCCGCCGUCGGGAACGUCGUUGGCGGGAGUUUGCUGGCCGGCCUCACGAGCGCCGGCAUGGGCGGGUACGGGGCCGCCGCCAUGAGCGGGGCCGUCCAGGCCGCGGGCGGAGCGACCGCUGCCGGCGCGGCCAUCAAGAAGGGAGCAGAGUGGCUCUGGAGCAAGUGA
Gaeumannomyces tritici R3-111a-1 is the source of this 555-nucleotide messenger RNA. RefSeq lists its product as hypothetical. Gene Ontology annotation, cellular component: membrane. The transcript is spliced from 3 exons. The record is from RefSeq and is a predicted model, not a curated record. The coding region runs from base 1 to 555 and encodes 184 amino acids. NCBI's taxonomy places the organism in Eukaryota, Fungi, Ascomycota, Sordariomycetes, Magnaporthales, Magnaporthaceae.